Messenger RNA from Erinaceus europaeus (western European hedgehog), 3733 nucleotides. It is a transcript of the gene MED24, whose product is annotated as mediator complex subunit 24. The transcript is spliced from 27 exons. NCBI's taxonomy places the organism in Eukaryota, Metazoa, Chordata, Mammalia, Eulipotyphla, Erinaceidae. Gene Ontology annotation, cellular component: mediator complex. Gene Ontology annotation, molecular function: transcription coregulator activity. The record is from RefSeq and is a predicted model, not a curated record. The coding region runs from base 240 to 3266 and encodes 1008 amino acids.
UUGAUAGGUACUAAAAUGGCGACACUUAAAUUCUAAAGCUAGCUAGUGCGGUAGGCUUAAUUUUGGUGGUAGAAGGAAAGGAAACAGGGAGUUGUGGGUUAAGGUUGGGGAAGGUGGAGGAAAUAGGAAAAUCUGGAUAUGGAGCAAUAGUGGCUGAGGGCCUCAACUAGAGCUAAGGGCCUCGAUUUCUCCCACCUCAAAGCUGUUGGCCACUGGCCUCACCUUCUCACAGUGAAAUCAUGAAGGUAGUGAACCUGAAGCAAGCAAUUUUGCAAGCCUGGAAGGAGCGAUGGAGUGACUACCAGUGGGCAAUCAACAUGAAGAAAUUCUUUCCCAAAGGAGCCACCUGGGACAUUCUCAACCUAGCAGAAGCACUACUGGAGCAGGCCAUGAUUGGACCUUCCCCCAAUCCUCUCAUCCUGUCCUACCUGAAGUAUGCCAUUAGUUCCCAGAUGGUAUCCUACUCCUCUGUCCUCACAGCCAUCAGCAAGUUUGAUGACUUCUCCCGGGACCUGUGUGUUCAGGCUUUGCUGGAUAUCCUGGACAUGUUUUGCGACCGGUUGAGCUGUCACGGCAAAGCUGAGGAGUGCAUCGGGCUGUGCCGGGCCCUGCUCAGCGCCCUCCACUGGCUACUUCGCUGCACUGCAGCCUCUGCAGAGUGGCUCCGGGAAGGGCUGGAGGCCGGCUCACCUGCUGCUGGGGAGAAGCAGCUUGCCUUGUGCCUACAGCGUCUGGAGAAGAUCCUCAGCAGCACCAAAAACCGGGCUCUGCUCCAUAUUGCCAAGCUAGAGGAGGCCUCAUUGCAUACAUCCCAGGGACUUGGGCAGGGUGGCACCCGAGCCAAUCAACCAACAGCUUCCUGGACCGCCAUUGAGCACUCCCUCUUGAAGCUUGGGGAAAUAUUGGCCAAUCUCAGCAACCCCCAACUCCGGAGCCAGGCCGAGCAGUGUGGUGCACUCAUUAGGAGCAUCCCCACCAUGCUGUCCGUACACUCUGAGCAGCUGCACAGGACAGGCUUCCCCACGGUGCAUGCGGUGGUCCUGCUCGAGGGCACCAUGAACUUGACAGGCGAGACACAGCCACUGGUGGAGCAGCUGAUGAUGGUGAAACGCAUGCAGCAUAUCCCCACCCCACUUUUUGUCCUGGAGAUCUGGAAAGCUUGUUUUGUGGGACUCAUUGAGUCCCCCGAGGGAACAGAGGAGCUCAAGUGGACAGCUUUCACCUUCCUCAAGAUUCCACAGGUUUUGGUGAAGUUGAAGAAAUAUUCUCAUGGAGACAAGGAUUUUACGGAGGAUGUUAACUGUGCUUUUGAGUUUCUGCUGAAGCUCACACCCUUAUUGGACAAAGCUGACCAGCGCUGCAAUUGUGACUGUACAGACUUCCUACUCCAGGAGUGUAGCAAGCAGGGGCUUCUGUCUGAAGCCUGUAAGGACAACCUUAUGGCCAAGCGUGCGGCAGAUCGGGAACAUGCGCCUCAGCUGAAAUCAGGAGAAAAUGCCAACAUCCAGCCCAACCCUGGGCUCAUCCUCCGCGCAGAGCCCACCGUUACCAACAUCCUCAAGACAAUGGAUGCAGAUCACUCCAAGUCCCCAGAGGGGCUGCUGGGGGUCCUGGGCCACAUGCUUUCUGGGAAAAGUCUGGACUUGCUGUUGGCUGCUGCAGCUGCUACUGGAAAACUCAAAUCCUUUGCCCGGAAAUUCAUCAAUUUGAAUGAAUUCACGACGCAUGGCAGCGAAGAGUCCACCAAAGCAGCAUCAGUUCGAGCCUUGCUUUUUGACAUCUCCUUCCUUAUGCUGUGCCACGUGGCCCAGACUUAUGGUUCAGAGGUGAUUCUGUCAGAGUCCAGCACAGGAGUAGAGGUGCCUUUCUUUGAGACCUGGAUGCAGACCUGCAUGCCUGAAGAGGGCAAAAUCCUGAACCCUGACCACCCAUGCUUCCGGCCUGACUCCACCAAAGUGGAGUCUCUGGUGGCCCUGCUCAACAACUCCUCAGAGAUGAAGCUGGUGCAGAUGAAGUGGCAUGAAGCCUGUCUCAGCAUCUCGGCAGCCAUCUUGGAAAUUCUCAAUGCCUGGGAGAAUGGGGUACUGGCCUUCGAGUCUAUCCAGAAAAUCACAGAUAAUAUCAAGGGAAAGGUAUGCAGUCUGGCGGUGUGUGCUGUGGCUUGGCUUGUGGCCCAUGUGCGGAUGCUGGGGUUGGAUGAGCGUGAAAAGUCGCUGCAGAUGAUCCGCCAGCUGGCAGGGCCACUGUACAGUGAGAACACCCUGCAGUUCUACAAUGAGAGGGUGGUGAUCAUGAGCUCAAUCCUGGAGCACAUGUGUGCCGACGUGCUGCAGCAGACCGCCACGCAGAUCAAGUUCCUGUCCACAGGCGUGGACACCAUGCCCUACUGGAACCUGCUGCCUCCCAAGCGACCCAUCAAGGAGGUUCUGACCGACAUAUUUGCCAGGGUGCUAGAGAAGGGUUGGGUGGACAGCCGCUCCAUCCACAUCUUUGACACCCUGCUGCACAUGGGAGGUGUCUACUGGUUCUGCAACAACCUGAUUAAGGAGCUACUGAAGGAGACACGGAAGGAGCACACGCUUCGGGCAGUGGAGCUGCUUUACUCCAUCUUCUGUCUGGAUAUGCAGCAGGUGACCCUGGUCCUGCUGGGCCACAUCCUGCCCGGCCUGCUUACUGACUCUUCCAAGUGGCACAGCCUCAUGGACCCUCCUGGCACUGCCCUGGCCAAGCUUGCUGUCUGGUGUGCACUGAGUUCCUACUCCUCCCACAAGGGACAGGCGUCCUCCCGCCAGAAGAAGAGACAUCGCGAAGACAUUGAGGAUUACAUCAGCCUCUUCCCCUUGGACGACAUGCAGCCCUCCAAGCUGAUGCGCCUGCUGAGCUCCAACGAGGAGGACACCAACAUCCUUUCUAGUCCCACUGACCGUUCCAUGAGCAGCUCCCUUUCAGCCUCCCAGCUCCACACGGUGAACAUGAGAGACCCUCUGAACCGAGUCUUGGCUAACCUGUUCCUGCUCAUCUCCUCCAUCCUGGGCUCGUGCACCGCUGGCCCCCACACGCAGUUUGUGCAGUGGUUCAUGGAAGAGUGUGUGGACUGUCUGGAGCAGGGCAGCCGGGGCAGCAUCCUGCAGUUCAUGCCCUUCACCACUGUGUCAGAACUGGUGAAGGUGUCAGCCAUGUCCAGCCCCAAGGUGGUUCUGGCCAUCUCGGACCUCAGCCUGCCCCUAGGCCGCCAGGUGGCUGCCAAGGCCAUUGCUGCACUCUGAAGGAUCUGGUAUGGCUGCAGGGGCUGGCUGGGCAGGAUCCUGGCCCCAGGCACCUCAAAAGGGGUCACUGAGGAGAGAUGAGACAUCAUUGCUCAUAUCCACAUGACGAAAGAGCUUUUUGUUGAUUUCCAGAUCUUUCCCCUACUCCUGACUUCUGACCUCCUGGACAUCUCCCAGUGUCAUUCUUUCAUAAUUUCCUCUCCUUGCUGCCAGUUCCUGAAAUGCGAGCAGCCCCAUUCCUUAGCUCAGAACGGUUACACCACAUCCAUUUCACGCACUCUGCCUUACUUUCCAGAGUAGAUAUCCCUCUGAGGUGCUGUGUGAGUGCUGAAUAUCUAUUUGUAUAUGUAUUUGUGUGUAUGCAUAUGUAUGUAAUAUAUAUAUAUAUAUAUUUUUUUUUUUGUACUACUUGAGAAAAGGUCACCUCAGCUCAUUUAUAAAUAAAAUACUUGUGGAUCCUUUUGUAA